Messenger RNA from Chelonia mydas (Green sea turtle), 528 nucleotides. RefSeq names its product ferritin heavy chain. Gene Ontology annotation, molecular function: ferric iron binding; ferrous iron binding. Gene Ontology annotation, cellular component: cytoplasm. Gene Ontology annotation, biological process: iron ion transport; intracellular iron ion homeostasis. The transcript is spliced from 2 exons. The coding region runs from base 1 to 528 and encodes 175 amino acids. The record is from RefSeq and is a predicted model, not a curated record. NCBI's taxonomy places the organism in Eukaryota, Metazoa, Chordata, Testudines, Cheloniidae.
AUGAAUGUCCAUUCGUAUUUGAAGAUAAAAGGAAACAAGUUCGGUUCUCCAAAUGCAAAUGCAUGUGUUAACAGUGAAAUAGCUUCCCUGAGUGAACCUUUAAGUACCUUUUUCAGAAUCAACCUGGAGCUCUACGCCUCCUACGUGUACCUCAGCAUGUCUUUCUAUUUUGACCGGGAUGAUGUGGCUCUAAAGAACUUUGCCAGGUAUUUCCUGCACCAGUCCCACAAGGAGUGUGAGCAUGCUGAAAAACUCAUGAAGCUGCAGAACCAGAGGGGCGGUCGCAUCUUUUUGCAGGACAUCAAGAAACCAGAUCGUGAUGAUUGGGAGAAUGGGUUGACAGCAAUGGAGUGUGCCUUGCACCUGGAAAAGAAUGUGAACCAGUCACUCCUUGAUCUGCACAAGCUGGCAACUGACAAGAAUGACCCUCAUUUGUGCGACUUCAUUGAAACCCACUACUUGGGGCCCAUCCUCCCCUACUGGAGAUUUGGUAGAAGACACAUUGCUAGCACCACAAUGUUGAAAUAG